Messenger RNA from Hylaeus anthracinus, 1555 nucleotides. RefSeq names its product ras-related protein Rab-2 (gene Rab2). The transcript is spliced from 4 exons. The record is from RefSeq and is a predicted model, not a curated record. Gene Ontology annotation, cellular component: Golgi apparatus. Bases 122 to 766 code for a protein of 214 amino acids. Gene Ontology annotation, molecular function: GTP binding; GTPase activity. NCBI's taxonomy places the organism in Eukaryota, Metazoa, Arthropoda, Insecta, Hymenoptera, Colletidae.
GGCGAUUUAGUGACGUCAUGUUGAAGCAGAAGAGAUAAGACAGUCAAAAAAGUGAAGUUCUGUUUUCUAAUAUAUUUGCAGCCCGUACGAGUACUUCUUCGUUAACUACGUAAUUUUGAAAAUGUCGUACGCGUACCUUUUCAAGUACAUCAUCAUCGGGGAUACAGGGGUUGGCAAAUCAUGUCUUCUUCUUCAAUUUACGGACAAGAGAUUCCAGCCAGUUCACGACCUAACAAUAGGUGUUGAGUUUGGUGCCCGUAUGAUUACAAUUGAUGGAAAGCAAAUCAAGCUCCAAAUUUGGGAUACUGCAGGUCAAGAGGCAUUCCGUUCUAUUACGCGUUCGUACUAUCGUGGAGCAGCGGGAGCUUUGCUAGUGUACGAUAUUACACGAAGGGAAACAUUUACUCACUUGGCAACUUGGUUAGACGAUGCACGGCAACAUUCGAAUUCUAAUAUGGUAAUCAUGUUAAUCGGUAAUAAAAGUGAUCUGGAAAAUAGACGCGAAGUGAGGAAAGAAGAAGGCGCAGAUUUUGCAAGAGAACAUGGACUUGUUUUUAUGGAAACCAGUGCAAAGACAGCAAUCAAUGUAGAGGAAGCAUUUAUUAACACAGCAAAAGUAAUUUACGGGAAAAUUCAAGAGGGUGUAUUUGACAUUAAUAACGAGGCAAACGGCAUAAAGAUCGGACCACAGCAUUCGCCAACGAGUGCUGGUGGUUUAGCGGGUACCGGUGGACAAGGAAAUGCGCAAGGUGGUGGGUGCUGCUAGGGGCUGGGGGUUGCCUGUCCACCGCUUCAUCCUUCUCCAGUUUAAAUUACUCUUUCUACACCCAGUCCUCAUUUUAUUCUCAACCAGUUAUUUUGCAUAUGUUUUCUCGCGCGUGUCGCAUUAUAAGGUAACAGGACUAUUGGUGUAUUUAUUAUUUAAAAAAACGUAUACUCUUACUGAAUAGGAAUAUUAAUAAGGUAAAGUGUUAUAUACUCCUUAAAUCUCGAAACUUAAUAAAAUUUUAAUUUACAGAUUCUUGCUGAUGUUAGUUUAAUUUUUUAAGUACUAUUUGUUACAUGGUUUCUAUAUUUGAUUUUAGAUAGCAGCAUAGUAAUACUUACUUCUCUUUAUUGCAUUCGAGUAGUCGAGUUUUUUAACAUAUAUAGAUAAUCUUUCAGUUUAAAUAUUCGCAAGAAAUAAUUAGAAAUAAAUAGAUGUUACUUUAUUAACUUAAUACUACAUUUCAUUCUUAUUUAUUCAAACAGAAUAAUUUAAGUUUUAUUGAUAAUGUGUCAAAAACGAGGGUCAAAAGUUAACAUAUUGGAUAUUGAUAAAGCGGGAAAGGAUAGGCACUUUCAUUCGGUGUUUUGUAUUUGUUCACGUGUAUAUUGUAUGUAUUGUGCACUAAUCAUGGAAAUCUGAUUUAAUUUAAUAAUGGAUCAUAGUUGGUAAUACACAAAUUGAAGUGAUUUAUCAAAGAUAUGAUUUUCAUUUGACUACCUAAGGCGACAUCAUGUAUAUGUAUGUAUCAAUGUAUGAAAUGACGAAUACAUAAAACAUAUAAAUCAA